Molecule: messenger RNA, 4872 nt
Organism: Aspergillus nidulans FGSC A4
Lineage: Eukaryota; Fungi; Ascomycota; Eurotiomycetes; Eurotiales; Aspergillaceae
Product: protein bimD
Exons: 3
Coding region: 120-4640 (1506 amino acids)
Biological process (GO): mitotic sister chromatid cohesion
Cellular component (GO): nucleus
Source: RefSeq, a predicted model, not a curated record
AGCCAGCCAAUUGCUUGCCUGUCGGAAUCUGCACUUGAAUAUCUCUGCACUCGCUUUCACUUGACGCAUGGUGCCCUAAAGUGCAGCCUCUUCGACCUCGGCUUCCCCGCGCUCCCACGAUGCCGUCGCGCACUCGUCAAGGCCCCUCGGUCGCCACGGAAGACGUGGAACCUGAAGAACCCUCCGGCGGUCUUCGCCAACUGAAGUUCAAUGAGCCGCUUUCAUGGCGCGUCGGACGCUCUGCUAUCCCCAUUGCGGAUUUGCUGCAGCGGCUGCAAACGCUAGCGCAGGAGUUGCGCAAGCUCGAACAGGAGGAGAUUGAGAAGGAGUCUCUAAGGAAGGUCUCGCAGGAGCUCGCCACGGCUCAACUGCUGGCGCAUAAGGAUAAGGGCGUUCGGGCCUGGGCUACUUGCUGCAUUGUGGAUGUGUUGCGCCUCUGUGCGCCUGACGCGCCUUUUACGGCGAAUCAACUAAAAGAUAUUUUUACUUGCAUUGUGUCGUCGAUCAUUCCCGCGCUAGGGGAUCCCUCAAAUCCUUAUAAUGCCCAACACAUUUACGUCUUGAAUUCGCUGGCGGAGGUCAAAAGUAUUGUUCUCAUGACGGAUCUAGAUCACCCGGACACAUUGAUCGUCCCACUGUUUAUAAGCUGCUUUGACAUUGUCGCAGGCUCAGCUAAAGCCUCGACCGGCGAACCAGUUGCCAAAAACGUCGAAUAUGAUAUGACCCGCUUGCUAGUGACAGUUAUUGACGAGUCGCCAGUCCUCGCGCCUGAUGUUGUGGAUGUGAUCGUAGCGCAGUUCUUGCGUGUCGAUCCUCGCGUGCUGGAUGGCCCAGGGAAAAAAGGAAAAAAACCCGAGACUCAGGUGGACGAGAAACAAGAGACGCUGCUACUAAAGGACUACCCGGCUGCGUACAACAUGGCCAAAGCAAUCUGCCAGGCUUGCCCGGAGAGGAUGACUAGUCAUAUCAGCCAGUACUUUAACAACGUCAUAAUUGACGCCUCAGCCACCGGAACCCAAAAUGGGCCCUCAAAGCAAGCUCGCAGAACUAACCUCGAUGACUCGGACGAGGAGGGAGAAGACAUCAAGGAAUUGAGUAAAGCGCAUCGAUUGAUCCGUGAGCUCUGGAGAGCAUGCCCCGACGUUUUGCAGAAUGUUAUCCCCCAGCUAGAAGCAGAACUGUCCGCCGAAUCGGUGUCAUUGCGCUUGUUAGCAACCCAGACCAUCGGCGACCUGACAUCUGGCACUGGGGUUGCUGGACCACCCCCGCCUCUGCCUAUGGACCCUGCGGUCUACCCACAGGUGAAGCUGGACGACUACGCGCGAUCAAUUCCGCAGCCAAAUGUUCUCCUUAUGCCUUUCGCGCCGAAGCCCUUUUCGCAAGCACACAGCUCUGCGUAUGAUAGUUUUUUGAGCCGACGCCUGGACAAAUCAGCUUCCGUGCGAGCCUCUUGGGCUACCGCUAUUGGCCGAAUUAUCCUAACCUCUGCAGGUGGUUCAGGCUUGAGCGAUAAUGAGGAGCAAACGCUUAUCACACAUCUAUCGUCGAUGCUGCGGGAUGCCGAUGAGAGGGUCCGCUUAGCAGCCGUGGAAGCAGUCGGUACUUUUGGCUUGUCGCACAUUGUGAACAAACUUGGAGUUAGCGGUGGUGUUUCCACUCAGGACUCUUUACUCUUCAUCCUCGCAGAGCGUGUUAAAGACCGGAAGUCGCAGGUGCGCGAACAUGCUACGAAAGUCUUGGCACGGGCUUGGGCUGUCGCGUCUGGGGACAUAGAGAGGAGUCAUGAGCAGGUCACGCCCCUGCUCAAAGAGGCACCGUCUAGGAUUCUCGACGCCUACUACACCAACGACCCUGAGAUCCACGUUUCUAUUGAUCGUGCCAUGUUCGAGAUCCUUCUUCCGCUAAGUUAUCCUCCCAUCAAGCCCAAACUCUCAAGGAGUAGUUCGAGUCAGUCCCAGAGACUAAAGGACUCCCAAGCGGCUGAGCCUGAAAGCGAGGCAGAUGUGGAUAGAAUCCGCGUUCGUCGCAUCCUCACCCUCGUAGGCGGGCUGGACGAAAAGGCCAAAAAGGUGUUCUUCGCCAUGCAGAAGCGCCAGGUAUCCCUAAGAACAGCUGUCACAGUCUAUUUACAGGCGUGCGAGGAGUACAAUGGUGGCGUGAUGGAAAAGAAUAAGGACCAGAUCAAGGCUCAACUUACUAAAAUUGUUGACGCUUUAGCGAAAACCUUUCCCGAUCCAGCAAGGACAUCUGCAGACUUAUGGAAGUUCGCAAAAAUCCAUGACCGACGAGGCUAUCAACUUAUCCGCUUUGCGAUGGCUGCUGUGAGUGACUAUCGCACGGUUAUCAAAGCUAUCAAGGAGCUGGCGAGAAGGCUACAAUCCAGCAAUAACACGAUCCUGCAUGAGACACUUACUACCCUGUUAUAUCGCUGCAGCUCGAUCGUCUUUAACCGAAGUCAUAUUCCCGCCAUUAUGAGCAUCUCCCGGUCAGAUGAGAAUGGAUUAGCGGCUCCCGCGCAUGAGAUGCUGAAAGAAAUCUCUUCACUCAACCCCGAGGUUUUGGAGGCUCAGGUGCAAGAGAUAUGCAAAGAUCUUGAGGCCCAAGCCCCAAAGGCCACCACGGUGAGCGCUGCCGGUACUGAGGAGAUUCUCAAGGCCUGCUCCGGGUUUGCGAAGAAGCUCCCCUCGAAGUUACCGAAGGAGCGGAAGUUCUUCCAGGCUCUUGUCGACUAUGCCCUCCACAGCCCAUCACCUCGUGCUGCCAAGCAUGCCGUCCUCAUCCUCAUGGCUGUCACCGAUAAGAAGAAUAUGUACGCCAAAGAUCUUGUGGAGAAGUGCGUUUCCAAAUGCACCUACGACUCCGAACGAUUCCUCACCAAGCUGGCAACAUUGUCACAACUCAAUCUUCUUGCUCCGCGGGAAGCCGACGAAGAGAGCGACGCCAUCAUCAAGAUCUCCGUCAAUCAAAUAUUAUUAACAAAUCGAUCACCCACACCUAAUUCAGGCUACUUUUGGUCGGAUCAAGUCGACGACGAGACAGCUGCCAAGGAAUGGGCGCUCAAGAUUAUUGUCAACCGGCUCCGGGCCAAAGAUGGCUCAGAUAGUGACGACGAUUUCCGUGCCCACGCAGAGCCUGUUUAUGAUACUCUGAAUAAGCUUAUUGUGAACUCAGGCGAGUUGUCAAAAAAGAAGGACACUCCGGCUACCCAGAAGUCAAGAUUGCGGCUUCUGGCCGCCAAUUCAUUGCUAAAGCUAUGCAGCUCACAUGCUCUGUGUGAGCAGCUGCUCACUCCGCAAGAUUUCAAUUCCAUAGCUCUUGUAGCGCAGGAUCCACUUCCAGAAGUAAGAAGCGGGUUUAUCAACCAACUGAAGAAGAAGCUUGUACAGGAUACCCGGCUGGGCGCACGGUGGUAUGUCAUACCGUACUUGCUUGCAUUCGAACCUCAAGUUGGUUUGAAGGAUAGCACUUUGACAUGGCUGCGGUCUCGGGCUGCAUUCUUCUCCCAACAGACGAAUGGCAAGAAGGGCGAGAAGCAGACGGUUAUGGAAGCCUUGUUUUCGCGUCUUCUUUCCCUCCUUGCGUAUCACCCUGAUUACCCUCCAGCAGAUUUAGACGAGUCGACAAAGCUGGACGAGCUGACCGAUUUUGCUCGCUACAUCCUCUUCUAUCUCUCCGCAGUGGCGAAUGAACACAACCUUUCCCUAAUCUUUCACAUUGCUCAGCGUGUCAAGCAAGCCCGCGAUGGGAUCACUAAGUCCGACGAAAUGUCCAGACGCCUUCACACGCUUUCUGACCUAGCACAAGCUACUAUUCGGCGAUUUGCAGACGUCUACUCCCAGCAGCGAAGGUUCGGCGGAGGCGCUGGCGGUGUCAACCUACUUCAGACAUACCCCGGCAAAGUGGGGGUUCCCAGCUCCAUUUUCGCCCCAAUGGGCAGUCACCGAGAGGCACAAGAAGUCGCCGACACGACGUUCCUCCCAGAAGACGCUGAGGACAGGCUUGAUCGCAUUGUGCGAGCGACAAUGAGGACGAAGAAUGGGUCGAGCCAGGCUGGCGCAAAGAAGAGGAAGACCGACAGCACGCAGGAGCCCAGUCGCGACGCUAAUGCGGCUAAGAAGGCGAGGAAGAACAGUGAAAGUUCCUCCAGACGAAAAUCGGGCUCUUCUGCCGUGGGUUUUAAGAUGCCCAAGCGCAAGAGUACCAAGAAGACCGGAGACGACUGGUCCUCGGAUGGCGAAGCGGCAGGUAAUGUCGCCAGUAGUUCCGCCACUCGAAGGCGCAGCAAUAGAGGCAGCGCUUCACGGCGAAUCAGCUACGCAGACCCCGACAGUGAUGAAGACGACAUGGAGAUGGAUGAAUUGAAUCAGGCUCGAGAUGAUGAAGAUGAAGGCGAAGAUCAAGCCAAGGACAUCGAAAAUGGAUCUGACCUCAGCGAACUGAGUGAAGCGGAUAGCAAUAUGCUAGAGGAGCCCGAGGAUGACGACGGUCCCUCAGAAAAAGAAGACCAGCCCGAUGACAAGCAAAACGGCGACGACGAUGCACAGCCUGCAUCCCCGGUUCCAGUAGCCUCGAAGGCGAAAGUACCUGGUAAAGCAAUGAAGAAGGCCACCCUUCCAACGCGACGAUCAGCUCGUCGUUGAUAUCUACUCCCUUUCCGUUUUUCCCCCUAUCUGCCAUCAUAUGUGUAUGUACGUUUACGCAAGGUCCAGUACGACUCGGUUAUAUGCGUGCUAUCCGUCUAUUUAUUUCUGUCUUAUCCUAUCUUGUCUGUGUGAAUAGCAAUUUCUGCCCGAGCUGUCUAUAUUUAUAUGAUACUCUAUUGACGCUAUCGGCUUGUCCUCCUUGAUGGAAUGGAUUUACUUUCUUUUGUUC